Molecule: messenger RNA, 1567 nt
Organism: Oncorhynchus mykiss (rainbow trout)
Lineage: Eukaryota; Metazoa; Chordata; Actinopteri; Salmoniformes; Salmonidae
Product: keratin, type I cytoskeletal 50 kDa-like
Cellular component (GO): cytoskeleton
Molecular function (GO): structural molecule activity
Source: RefSeq, a predicted model, not a curated record
ACAGCAUAAAAGGAGCUUAGACCCACUGCUCUGCACUCACUUCUCUCCAGCCAGAGCAGUAAGACAUCAGCAGACUCCAUCAUCAUGUCCUUCUCCAGCAGCAGCUUCAGAUCCUCCUCAAGCAGAUCCAUGAAGGGCUCCUCUAUGGGUUCCUCGCGUAUGUCCAUGUCUGGUGGUGGUGGUGGCAUGUCCAUGUCCAUGUCUGGUGGAGGCAGCCGCAUCAGUGGCAUUAGGGCCGGCAGCGUGUAUGGGGGUGCAGGUGGCUCUGGGGUGCGCAUCUCCAGUGCCAUAGCCUCCAGGUCCUUCUCUGCUGGUGGUGGCAGUUUCGGUGGUGGUGCUGGUUUCGGUGGAGGCUCCAGCUUCAGUAUGUCUGGUGGAGGAAGUGACAGCCAUGUCAUCGGCAACGAGAAGUUCUGCAUGCAGAACCUGAACGACCGUCUGGCCACCUACCUGGCGAAAGUUCACACCUUGGAGAAGGCCAACGCUGAGCUGGAGCUGAAGAUCCGCCAGUUCCUCGGGGCCAAGGCCUCCCCCAGUGCUCGCGACUAUGGUUCAUCCCAUGUCAUCAUCAGAGACCUCCAAUCCAAGAUGCAGGAAGCCAUCCGUGUGAAUGGUGCUGUCCAUCUAAGCAUUGACAAUGCCAGGCUUGCCACUGAAGACUUCAGAAUGAAGUAUGAGACCGAGCUGUCCAUGCGUCAGUCAGUGGAAGCAGACAUCGCUGGGCUGAGGUGUGUUCUGGAAGAGCUGAAUAUGUCCAAGAAGGACCUGAGCAUGCAGAUUGAGGGGCUGAGAGAGGAGUUGGUCUACCUCAAGAGAAACCACGAGGAGGAGCUGUUGUCCAUGCGUGCCCAGAUGAGCGGCCAGGUCCAUGUGGAGGUUGACGCUGCACCACAGGAAGACCUCAGCAAAGUCAUGGCUGAGAUUCGCGAACACUACGAGGCUGUCGCUGCCAAGAACAACAGAGAACUGGAGGGCUGGUUCCACGCCAAGACCGAGGCGCUGAAUAAGGAGGUCGCAAUCAGCACAGAAGUUAUCCAAACGUCCAGAUCUGAAAUCUCAGAAGUCAAACGCACACUGCAGAGUCUUGAAAUCGAACUGCAAUCACAAAUAAGCAUGAAAUCAUCCAUGGAAAAUACCCUGGCAGAGACAAAGAACCGUUUCUCCAUGCAGCUGUCGGGUUAUCAGAUGCAGGUGACUAGCUUGGAGGAACAGUUGGUAAAUCUCAGGGCUGACUUGCAACGCCAGGGCCAGGAAUACAAGAUGUUGCUGGACAUCAAGACCAGGCUGGAGAUGGAAAUCGCUGAGUACAGGAGACUGCUGGACGGAGAGGCCAGAAGUGUCUCCUCCUCCUCCUCCUCCUCUACCAGCACCAGGAAGGUCAUCACAGUGGUAGAAGAGGUGGUGGAUGGGAAAGUGGUCUCCUCCACCCAAUCCUCAGCUUCUUCCUAUGCACGCCGCUGAUGCAGUACAUGAGUGUACUGAGGGAAAUACAACAACUGAUUAUCUGACUCACUAAACAUCCAGUGCAUAUCUGGAAGGCAACAGCAAUAAAAUAAUACAUCUGAAA